GCAAACCCUAUCAGCAUAGUUUAUGAUCACAAUCCAAUUCAAUAAUUACAAAAAAAGUUUUUAUUUAAUUUAAUGUGGCCUUGUGUUUUGUACAAUUGUAGUUUGACUGUUUAACCUAGGUAGUUUUAUAUAUUAUAUAAUAUUUCAAUUAUCACGGAAAAGUAAACAUAAUGUAGUAUGGUCACUUUGCCGUUGAGCAUUGAUAUCGCUUAUCGCUUUACCGCUUACUGCUCUGAAGUAUAUCCCCAGCCUAAGUCUACCCUCUGAACUCUAUAUCAUAUAUCUCACCAUAAAGAUUUAUAUUUAUCACAACUUCUUAUCAUAUAUUGAGAUUUUUCUUUAUUUUCAUAAUCAAUGGUAAUAAGUAUUUUUUGGCAAAAUUUUAAAAUUAUAUAUAACUGACCGAAAUCAAAAUUGUGACAAUUAUUUUCGCUCCUCCAAUCUUCAUACUUCUUACCUAAUUAUUAUAAUCAUGCGUAAAUUCAAUGUUCUCGUUAAUGUUUUAUCAAAUCGUUAUUUUUGUUCAAAUAAAUCAAAUGUACUUGUCUACAAUUGGAAAAAUAAAAUCAAAGAACCAUUAAAUUAUAACAAAAUAUUGACAUGGUAUAUCUGUGGUCCCACAGUAUAUGACUCUAUGCACAUAGGGCAUGCGAGGUUGGUUUUUAUUUUGAUACAUUUUAUAUGCUUAUCAAUAUAUAAUGAGAAAAAAAAAUUGUUUUAGUUGUUUUAUAAAAUUUGAUAUAAUUAGAAGAAUUUUGGAAAAUUAUUUCCAUGUACCUGUAUUUCAAGUAAUGAAUAUUACAGAUUUGGAUGAUAAAAUUAUUUCAAAAGCACAUGCCUACAAUAAGAAUCCAUCUCAGAUAGCAAAGUUGGAACCAUUAAUUUUUUUUUUUAUAAAUGUUUGAUAUUUCGUUACCUAAUUUUAAGAUUCUGAAUGUUUUUAGGAAGUAUGAAAUUGAAUUUGUUGAAGAUCUAAAAUUGUUAAAUAUUAAACAACCAGAUAUUAUGGCUAGAGUAACAGAUUUUAUUCCUCAAAUUUUAAACUUUAUUCAAGACCUUCAAGAAAAAGAUUUAGUAUAUUCUUCUGAUGGUAAGGUUUUAAUAUGUGUCUAUUUGUUACGGUUAAUGUUGUUAUAAUUGGUGUUACAUUACACAGCAUUAUACAACACCAUUACCUAACCUAUUUUGUGCUAUUAAUUUUAAUAUUAGAGUGUAUUGGCUGAUUAACUAACUUAAGUAUGGGGUAAGCAUGUUGUUUGUGUUUAAACAUAAGUUUUUUCUGGAUAUUUUAAUUUUUAAAUUGUAGUAUUUCACAUGCUUGUAACUCACUUGAAAAUUAAAACACCGAGAAAAAACCAACGUAAAAAAAAGACAAUGUUUUUACCAUUAAGUUUGAUAAUAGGCUCAUACAUUCUAGUAUUAAAAGUAACAAUACAAAAUCAGUUUUUAUGUCCAAAAAUUAUAAAUAUAACGACAUUAACUGAUUUUACAACAUUAACCAUAACAUAUAUAUGAUAUGGCUGAUGUUAAAUUUUCAUUCUAUGAAAUUAAUUUUGUGCUGUUUUUUUUAAUGUUAGAGUAAAUUGGCCUAGUACUAAACUUAUAGAUAAGAAUAUUGUCUGUGUACAUUUGUUUUUUCUACAUUUUAAUUUUUAAUCCGUGUACCUAUGUGAAUUAUUAUUUAAUUUUAAAAAUUAUUGUAUCUCGUUAAAAAUGUAAAUACCGAAAAAUCAAUGCACAAAUUGGGUUGCCAACCUGUCGUUAUGAAUCUCUCACUGGUUUAUUAAAAAGACCUUUAUUUCAAGCUGAUCAAGAGUUUUGACAAGCGAUUGAUAUAAAUAUAUCAUCUUCGGCAUCAUUAAAAAUAUCAAUGCAUUAAUUGAACUUGUUUUCAACUAUAAGAAUAGUUUGUGGACGGUUAAGAGGAUUUGUUUGGGAGUUGAUUUGGUUAGAACUGAAUUAGUUUUAAGAAAUAACUUAUCAUAUACAUGUACAGAGUUCUUUGACACAAUUAAAAAUAAAAAAUGUAAUAAAUGCUAUAUAAAAUACCUCAAAACAUAUCUUAAUAUAACCCUUAACUUAAUAUUUAAUUUUUAAUUAUUUAAAUACUGAAAUAAAAUUUCAUACAAAAUGAUGACUUUUAUUUUUAGACAAGGAGCUGAUAUUUUGUAAAUGAAAAGUUGGUAACCCCAUGUGCAAACACAGAUAAUAUUCUUUUCUUUAAGUUUAAUAAAAGGCCAAUCAAUUCUCAUAUUAAAACUAAUAGCACAUUUUCAAGGUUAGCUGUAACAUAUAUACAUAUAUAUAGUUAAUUUAGUUAAAAUUGAUGCAAGAUAGUAGGUAUAAUUGGUAUAUAAAUAAGUUAUGUUGAAAAUGUAAAAAGGUUCAUUGUUCUUUGAUACGACAAAAUACAAAAGAUAUGGAAAGUUAUUCAAAGUGCCUAAAGUUGUAAAACAUUCAUUUAAAAGAAGUAAUUUAGAUUUUGCUUUGUGGAAAGCAGCAAAGGCAGGAGAACCUUCAUGGAAUUCAUCAUGGGGCCCUGGAAGACCAGGAUGGCAUAUUGAAUGUUCUGCUAUUGCUAGGUACUACUAAUUUUUUUUUGCAUACUAUUUGAAUCUCACAUACUUAGAUUUUAAAUUGAUUUAGACAUUUUAAGUUUUAUUUAUUCUUAUAGUUAUUAUUUUGGAUCCAGUGUUGAUAUUCAUUCAGGAGGAAUAGAUUUACUUUUUCCGCAUCAUGAAAAUGAAGAAGCACAAUGCUGUGCAUAUCAUAAAGUUGAUGAUUGGGUCAAAUAUUGGAUUUAUACUGGUUUCGUCAUUCACCUUAUUUUGAAUUUAUAAUUAUUAAUAAAAUAAUAUAAGUUAAAUAACUUUAUUAUUCAGGUCAUUUGCAUAUAGGAGAUAGUAUUAAAAUGUCAAAAUCAUUAAAGAAUACUAUUAGUGUUAAAGACUUACUUAAAUUAUAUACUGCCAAUCAAUUUCGAACUUUAUGUUUAUUAUCAAACUUCAAAAACGGUAAAUAUUAAAUGAUAUAGUAUACAUAAUUCUUUUAUAAGUGCAAUAAAUCAAAUAUAUUGGGUAAAACUAACUUAAUAUGAAUAUGUUAGUUUAGUUGUGGUUUUUAUUUUAUAAAUCUCAUAAUUUUCUAAAGUAAAAUUUAUUUAGAAUUUAAUUUGAAAACAAUUUUCUUGAGGUGAUUAGAUACGGACUGAUUUUUUUGAAUAAAUAUACUAUCAUUGUGCAAUCAGUUAAUAAGUUAAUCAAGCGAUAAGAAUUCUAAACAUAGAUUUGAAUUUAGCAUCAAGUCUAAAACAAACAGGUGACUAAAAUUUUGAAUUUUAAGUCAUAAAUUUUUUUUUUAAAUUUUGUGUAAAGCAAAAACAUUUUAUUACAAAUUUUAUUAAAUUUUUUGGUAGUAAUAUAAUUGUAUUAUAACAAUAAUAAUAAUAAUAAUAAUAAUUCUAUAUUUAUAGAAAUAUAAAUGACAGUAGUAUAUACCUAUAAUAUGUAAUAAUAAGUAAUUUUGUAUUAAUAAUAAGUUUAUUUAAAGAAAAGAACAAAAAAAAAAUAACAUAUAAUUUUUAAAUAUUUAUGUAAACUUAAAUAUGUAAUAAUAUGUGAUAUGAACAGUAUAAUUAAUUAAGAGAACAAUAGGGUGAUAACCAUAGGUAAUAGAAAGAGAGAGAGUAAUAUGAAUAAAAAAAUUAAAAAAAUAGUUACCUAAUUAGAUCAAAUAUUUGGCCAAUUGAAUAAUGCAGUAUUAAAUAAAUCUAAAUAGUUAGUGGAAAUUUGCAAAAGUAUAUAAUGUAUAAUUUGGAGAAGUAGAGGAAAGAUAAAAAAUUUUUUUUUGGAAUUAGAUUGGUUUACUCUAAAAUUUUAAACGCUCAAGAAUUUCAGGACAAUUUAUAAUAUUAUGUAAAAAUUCAUACAAAAGUGUACAAUUUAAGAUAUUAAAUAUUAUUUUAAAGAGGUCUCAAGUAGUAUUGUACCCAGAAUGUGGAAUAUAUAUGAUAAGUAUCUUAGAAAAUAGUUGUUCUGAGUAGUAGAUAGACUAUGAUUUUAGGUUAUAUUGUUAGUACGCCAAAUUAAAAAAAACAUUGUCCAAGUGAGACUGAACUACUGUUCAGUUUAUUAUUAUAGUGUUUGGUUAUUUAUCUGUUUGCAAAUUUCUAUAAUAUAGAUUAAUUGGAGGAAAAUUUUUCUCUAGUGACAGAGCUCUGCUGCUCACAGAUGUUUUUUUCUGUCUGUGAAAAAUUGUUUUCAACCAGAAAUCUUGUUUCAAAACAACAACAAAAAGUUUUUAUAUCAAAUUUUAGUUAGUGCAUUCAUUUUUUUGAUUUUACUUGCAAUUUUAUAAAUAAUAUGGAAUAACAAGACAAUUUUUCCAAUAAUUCGCGGAUUCUAUUAUUUUCGAUUUAAUUUUUUUAUUGUACAUAAUUCAGUUCAAAAAGUUUAGACUUAUACUAAGUCUUUUAGACUUCGUAAUUUUAUUGAAUUUUUGAGCUAUUUUAAAUUUUUAAGAUUUUAUUUGGUUAUGUGUAGAUAAAAAUGUAAAAAAUUGUUGGCCUUUUAAUUUAGCCUCAUAAGAUGUACUUAUUGGAAAAUAAAAAUGAGCAUAAUGUAUGUAUAGGUAGAACAUUGUUUAUUGAACUUUCUGCAGAAUAAUUUUUUUGUUAAUAAUGGUUAUCGUUGCAAUCAGUAUAUAUAAACUAAGUUACCCUAUGUAUCCUACCUUCUGAACUAACUACCCACCUAACAAUGGUUCUCCCAUGGUGUGAAAUAUGUCAGCCUCUUUUAUUUUAUUAUUUAACUGGAAAAUAUCAAUACUCUAUUCUGGAAUAAAAAUUAACCUAAAAUGCUCAAUCCAUUACUGAAAAAGUAAAAACCAAAAUAAAAUCUACUCAGUAGUUUUUAUGUGAUGUGUGCAAAUAGUCAAAAUACUUUGUAUUACAAUCGUGACUAUUGAAAAAAAUAAAAAAAAAAACAGUAAAUUGUUAAUAAAUAAAUUCUAUACCAACAAAUAGAAUAGAAAUUAAUUAGAAUUAGUUUGUAUGGUGCAAUUAUUGAAAAAAUAGAUUAAUUAUUAACACUCAAAAGAUUGGCUGGAGAGUAUACGUUUACAAAAUAACAGACACAUUUAUAAUCAUUUACUUCUUAGACAAAGGCACUGUUUAACUCAAACAAAACAAAAAAUGGCUUAUACAUGAUUCAGUCAGUAUCCAAUCUCCUUAAUUAACAAUAGCAAUCUAAAAUUAAUGUGAUUAGUUUAUUCACUACUAUACACAUAUUAUAGUACAUACUGCAUGUCCCAAUGAUAUUAUUUGUACAAUAUGUUGAUUGAAAUUAUUUUUAGAUUUGGAAUUUAGUGAUAAUACAAUGAAUGUAGCAUGUGGUGUAUUAAACAAAUUUGAUUCAUUCAUUAUGAAUUGUUAUACUUAUUUAAAUACAUUCAACAGUAAUUAUAUUCCUGAUAGCAAUUUACUAGAAGUAAGAAAAUAUUGUACUAUAACAAAAUAUAUAAUUUUCUUUUUAUUAUUUAAGUUUAAUUUAUAUUUCAGAAAAUUGAUGAUAUUGAAAAUAAUAUAAGAAAUAGUUUAAUGGAUAAUUUCAAUACAUCAAAAGUUGUAAAUUUACUUAUUGAAUUAAUUAAUGUAUUUAACAAAUUACUUACUACGGUAAUAUUUGAUUCACUACAUUAUUCUAAUUUUUAAAACAAGUAUAAAAAAAGUUUUUAAUUUAGGAAUGCAGUUUUAAUUGUUCAAAACUGGAAGUGAUUCGUGCUUUAAAUUUAGUAUCUAAGACUAUGGAUUCUUUUGGAAUUGAUUUAAAUAGCUCCCAGGUGAUAUUAAAUAACAUUAAUACUAUUUAUUUUACAAAAAUUUAUUAAAAUAUUGUCAAUAACAACAUUUAUAGGUCAAGUCUGAUGCUGAAAAUAAUUUUAUUGUUGACAUCACUGUUAAUUUUAGAGAAAAACUUAGAAAAUUGGCAUUACAAUCCGAUUCUGAAAUAAGUAAAAAAGAUAUACUUCAACUUUGUGAUAUUUUAAGGGCUGAUCUUUCUAUAGCUAACAUUAUUGUACAAGUAAAUUAACAAAAAAAAAAUAUAUAUAUAUAUAUAUAUUAUAAUAUUCUUUUGUUAAUGCCUUAGGAUAUCAAUAAAUCAUCAUCAUGGAGGUAUGAUGGUGUUACAAAGUUAAAAGCCAAAGAAAGUCCACAUCAAGAUUAAUUAAUUCACCAUUUGUUAAGUAUGUUUUAUUUUAGUUAUUGCCAUAGUAAUAAAUAAUUUCAUUAGUAUUUAAAUAGAAUAUAUAAGUAAAAACACAGCAGUAAAUCCCUAUCACUAUAUUAAAACUUUCUCCCAGCUGACUUAUUACCAUUGCAAUAUUUAAAUUGUUUUUAUUUAUAAUUUAUCUAAAAUGAAUUAAGGUUUCUAGAGUUUAAUUACAUAUAAUAGAUAUUUUUUAUCUAUUUUUUUUUUUUUUUUUUUUUUUUUUUUUUUUUUUUUUUUUUUAUAGUUUUUUGAUAUUGAUGUCGGAUGUGGUAUGAAAUGGUAACAGUUGAAUUAUCGUAAAAUAUGAGUAUUGACAGGUUAAAAUAUUGAUUGUUUAUACAAAAGAACAAAUAUCAACUGUCAAAAUAACAUGUAUUAAAUGCCGGUACUUGUCGUAAUUUAAUAAUGUAAACCAAUAUAGCAAUAUUAUUAUCUCGCUUUAUACAAUACAAUAAACGAUUCAGAUAAAAUUUGAUAAAAAUCUGAUCGGGUUUUCUAUCCUUUAAUGGGGAGCCAGAUAAAAUGAUUGAAACUGAAAACAUAUGACAGUAUACAGUUAAUCAUAAUACAUAUUGGUGUUUAAUACUAUGUUUAAACUUAAAAUUAAUUAAGGUAAUCAAUUAAUCUCUCACUCGCUGUAUGAGGCAGACCAAUCUUAAGACCACCUUCUCCUACUCCAAUUGAUUAGAAAUUUGUUCUCAUCAUAUAUGUUAUAUAUUUACAAAGUUAUUAAAAUACCAGGAAAUGUACUAUUUAUUUUUAUAUAUACUUUAAUUGGACUUUCACUCAUAAAAAAAAAUAGUGUUCUCUCAGAAUUAUGUGGUAUGUGUUUAAAGAUCGGAACACUUUUAUUGAUAUGUAUUGUGUUUACACAUAGAGAAAAAAAAGUAUGUCCCAGGCUAAUAAAGACGAAUGCAGCCACUGUUAUAGGUAAUUUAAUAUAUAUCUUUAAGCAACAAUAAACCAUUGCUAACGAAAAAUGAUUCUAAGUGCAGUUCAGUUGAUAGUGAUGCUUUGUCAAAAGUAUAUAUGUCAUAUUAUCACAAAAUAAAUAUAUAGGCAAUAUUUAUUUUCGUUAAUAUUAUUUGUUCAAUAUUGUACCAAUUUUUCCAGUUGUCCCAUGUUUUUUUUCCAGUUUUUCACAUUUGCUUGGAAAAAUCGAAAAAUGACCUAAAAAUAUUACCCCAGUCAGAUUUCUUUUUAGAAUAAGUGUUAUUAUUGUAAAUUGGAGCAAAAUUGCUAGUAGAAAAGAUGUUAACAGCAAAAAAAAAUAAAUAAACAACAUUGUAAAACCAAUACAUUCCUUGCUCCACUUAGAUUUUAAAAAAUUGAAAAAUUAGAUUUGUUCCGCAUCAUUUUUUACUCAAACGAUUUUCGUCAAUAUUUGAAAUUACAAAAAUUACUAUAUUAAACUAAUUUUUUUUUGUACCACAAAAUAAGACUAGUCUUAAUGAACUUCCUGUUAUAUUUUCAAGCAUUUCUGUCUAGUCUAAUAAUUUUACCAUGUCUAGAAAAUGCAAAUAUAAGUUUUCUAUGAAUAUCUUUAACUGAAUUACAUCAAAUAACAAAAUUGAAGAAUAAUAAAAGCAUUGCUUUCAUAAAUUUCCUGUUUUUCUUAUGUUUUAUCCUGGUUUUUCCCAGUUAUUAUGAAAACAGCAUGGAAAAUCAAAAAAUGACCUCCCAAUAGUACCAUCUAGACAACAUUCCCUUUCAGAAAUGGUUCCACACAUAUAUAUUGGAGCAAGAUUUCAGGUAGAAUUUUUGUACACGGUAUAAAAAAAUAAUAAACAUCUUAGUAAAACCAAUAUAUUUUUCACUACACUCAAUAUCUAAAAGUAAUUUUGACUUAUAUAUUAUAAUUUAUCUGACUGUUUGCCAUAUCAAUGCACUUCUCAAUAAACUAAAUCUAGAAAAUUCAAAUUUUGGAUUUAAUUAUUUUCUAAAUAGCAUAAAGAAGUUUUGCAAGGCUUUCCUACAUGUGGUAUAUAUAUAAGGUAUCAUUAAAAUAUUUUUUAAAUAAAUAACUGAAACAUAAACAUGUAGUUAAUUACAGUAAUGAUAAAAUAAUAAUUUUAAAACAAAAUAUUAAAAUAUGUCAAUCAUAGUAAUAAAUAAUAUUUAUUUAAAAAAUAUAAUUUAAAUAAUUAAUCAUAAAAUAAGUUAUAGGAUGAUAUCUAGUUCAGAGAUUAAUUUUGCAUAAAAGUUCCUUUUACAAUUUAAGCAAUCAUUAAGAUAGAAUUUUUGAAAAUUCAAAUCCUAAGGGGUUGAUAAUGGGUGUCAAAGUUAUUAUGAAGAAAAAUUGUAGUAUCAAAUAAAUAAAUAACUGGUAAAACAUAUUUUUGUCAGAUUUAAUUUGUGAGGAAAGUAAUCUUGUUCCAAUCAGAAAGUGACAUGCAUUAUGGAUUUUCAAAAUAAUGGGAGGAAAAUGGACAAAUAAUUACAGCAUGUGACUUUACCAAUUUCAUUUUUAAUUUAUACAGUAUGUUUUCUAUCAGAAAUAUAAC
Molecule: messenger RNA, 8773 nt
Organism: Cinara cedri
Lineage: Eukaryota; Metazoa; Arthropoda; Insecta; Hemiptera; Aphididae
Source: the annotation of a GenBank genome assembly